CCCCCGCAUCCCUCCAUUCCCCAACCAUCAUCUCUUUCAAGUUUCAACUCCCAAAUCCCCAUCAGGGAAAAUAGUGCUACCGCAACCUGCUCGUGGUUGCGAGUUUGGUCGGUUGAUCGGACUUUAUUUGCUCCUGUCAAGGCACACUGGCCAUGACGAAGCACGGCGUGGUGGUUGUACCCGAGGACACCGUCGUGGGCGUGGCGGCCGGGCGGCAUUUCUCGUUCCCGCCGCCGAGGACCGGUGACUCGUGCAAGAUGCUGGCCGGGCAGAUCGACCUCGGCGCGGCCAUGAUGGGGUCGUGGCUCGACUCCAUGAAAGCCUCCUCGCCGCGGUACAAGCUCGUGGCGCCAAGGGUCGCCGCAGCUGGAGACGCAGAGCAGGAUGACUGGAUGGAGAAGCACCCGUCGGCAUUGGGCGAGUUCGAGUCGCUGGCGGCGGCGGCGAGCGGGAAACAGAUCGUGAUGUUCCUGGACUACGACGGCACGCUGUCCCCGAUCGUGGAGGACCCCGACAGCGCCGUGAUGACCGACGAGAUGAGGGAGGCGGUGCGCAGCGUGGCGGAGCACUUCCCGACGGCGAUCGUGAGCGGCCGGGGCAGAGACAAGGUGUUCAACUUCGUGAGGCUGGCGGAGCUGUACUACGCCGGGAGCCAUGGAAUGGACAUCCAAGGCCCCACAGCAGACUCCAACCACCACCUCAACACGCCCAGCAAGGGGGAGCAUGCGAGGUCAGUGCUGUGCCAGCCGGCGAGCGAGUUCCUGCCGAUGAUCGGCGAGGUCCACGACCUACUGGUGGAGAAGAUGGCCGCCAUCCCUGGCGCCAUGGUGGAGAACAACAAGUUCUGCUUGUCCGUCCACUUCCGCUGCGUUGACGAGAAGACAUGGGGCACACUGGCGGAGCAGGUCCGGUCGGUGCUCCGGGAGUACCCGAGGCUGCGGCUGACGCAGGGGCGGAAGGUGCUGGAGAUCCGCCCUGUCAUCAAGUGGGACAAGGGCAGGGCGCUCGAGUUCCUCCUCGGCGCGCUCGGCUUCGCGGACCGCCCCGAUGUCUUCCCCAUCUACAUCGGCGACGACCGCACCGACGAGGAUGCGUUCAAGGUGCUGCGCAGCAGGGGCCAGGGCGCCGGCAUCCUCGUCACCAGGUUCCCCAAAGACACCCUCGCCUCCUUCUCCCUCCGCGACCCCGACGAGGUCAAGGACUUGCUGCGUGAGCUGGUCAUCUCCAAGAGCUAGCUCAGAUCCUCUGAGAAGGGAAGAAGUGACAUUAUCUAACUCGGCAAUUGCUCUCGUGGUCUUUCUCAACUGCUCGGUGGCAGCGAAAGGCAGAAGAGGAGUUUGUGUAUCUUCAUUAUUUUCUUACUUGUAGGACAUUUUUGUUCUUUCUUCCGAUUCCCUGUAUCUUUAUUUUUUGUUUGUUUGCUGCUGUUCCGAGAGCCUCGCUUCUCAAGGGUUCUAUUAUCCUCCCCUGUUCACGAGGUCUUGUAAUUAGUGUUAGCCCCUU
Messenger RNA from Lolium rigidum, 1503 nucleotides. Its product is annotated as probable trehalose-phosphate phosphatase 9. The transcript is spliced from 6 exons. Gene Ontology annotation, molecular function: trehalose-phosphatase activity. Lineage: Eukaryota; Viridiplantae; Streptophyta; Magnoliopsida; Poales; Poaceae. The record is from RefSeq and is a predicted model, not a curated record. Gene Ontology annotation, biological process: trehalose biosynthetic process. The coding region runs from base 153 to 1235 and encodes 360 amino acids.